This is a messenger RNA of Erpetoichthys calabaricus (reedfish), 770 nucleotides long. Its product is annotated as GDP-mannose 4,6 dehydratase-like. The transcript is spliced from 4 exons. Gene Ontology annotation, biological process: GDP-mannose metabolic process. Gene Ontology annotation, molecular function: GDP-mannose 4,6-dehydratase activity. Bases 14 to 337 code for a protein of 107 amino acids. NCBI's taxonomy places the organism in Eukaryota, Metazoa, Chordata, Cladistia, Polypteriformes, Polypteridae. The record is from RefSeq and is a predicted model, not a curated record.
UGUUGCAGGCAAGAUGAGCCGGAAGGACUUUGUUAUAGCGACUGGGGAGGUACACAGUGUCCGGGGAAUUUGUAGAAAAAGCAUUCAAGCAUAUUGGAAGACAAUUAUAUGGGAAGGUGAAAAUGAGAAUGAAAUUGGACGGUGUAAAGAGACAGGCGUGACCCAUGUGAGGGUUGAUCUGAAAUACUACAGACCCACUGAAGUGGAGUUUUUGCAAGGUGACUCCAGUAAAGCAUGCAAAAAACUAGGAUGGAAACCAAAAGUUUCUUUUGAAGAGCUUGUGAAGGAAAUGCUGGAAUCGGAUAUUAAACUGAUGAAGAACAACCCCAACGCGUGAUUCCUGCAAGACUGCUACUUGAAAAACUAAGGAUGAACUCCGAAAUCCUGAUGAUUACAGUCUGAUUGAUGGUUUUAGCUCUCUAAAUGUACUAUUUUAGAAAUUAAAUCUUUUUUUAAUGAAACGACCAAUAAUUUUGAUUUCCUCAAAACAAUGUAAUCAGCUUCAUGAUUUUUAACAUUAAAAAAUUAUAUUUUAUUCUGUUUCUUAUGAAACGUUUGUCUUUGGUUAUCUACAUGGUGUUUGUUUACUUAUAAUAAAAUGUAUUUUAUUUUUAUUUUUUUUCAAGAAAGAAGUUGAUUUUGGGUGGUGGGCGUAUAAUUAGUAUUUUAAAAUGACUUGAACAUCCGGUGUAUGAAGAAAUUAUUAAUCAUGGACAUGAAUAUUAUGGUGUACUGAUUUAUCUAAAAAAUAAAGUUAACAAAAAACACAA